AUGGCUCCCCGUCUCGCCUAUCUUGUCAAGGGUAUCAUGUCUUUCAAGACCCGAGGCCGAAAGAACGAUGUUUCGGAUGACCAGGACGACCAGACCCCACUUGUUGAGAAGCAGGACGACAAACCCCCUACUGUCGAGGAACAGGGUAAGGAGGCCCCAACUGUUAAGGACCAGGACAAGAAAAGCGUAUGCCACGAAUACGAGGUAUUCGUGCAUACGCCCAACCCAAAUCUAUCACCACGACAGGAGAUCGAGUUCUUCCUCGACAAGGUGAAGGAAGGUCGAGUGGAGGUAAUCAAGAAGAAGUAUGAUUACCUUCUAAAGGACCGCCGCGGCUUGUGUAUCUAUGUGACACACAAGAGUCGCCGGUGUGAGGAUGUUGUGGAGUGCAUUCGUUGCAUCCUGGAGUCAACUAAACGCGAUCCGGGCAUUGACCACUGCAAGCUUAUUAGGCACUGUCCUCGCCUACCUGGGGAGGCUGACUGA
Molecule: messenger RNA, 486 nt
Organism: Aspergillus steynii IBT 23096
Lineage: Eukaryota; Fungi; Ascomycota; Eurotiomycetes; Eurotiales; Aspergillaceae
Exons: 1
Coding region: 1-486 (161 amino acids)
Source: RefSeq, a predicted model, not a curated record